GUAACAUUUAUUAUUAAAUAUGCAAUAAUUAUUUACGUAGCUAAAGUCAAAAAUAGAAAUUUUUUCCAAAAAUAAACAAGUCCAAAAACUAAAAAGUAAAAAAAAUUUCUUAAAGGCACAAGAAUUAGCGCAUGGAGUGCAGGUUACAUCGGGAGCUUCAAGUUGUAAUACAAGAAAGAUGAAAGUUAUUAGUGCGACUACACCAUUGAGGGAAAGAGCAUUGUGUCAGUUUGAAUAUAUUCUCAAUUACAAUCCACAAAGAAUUCCAUCAACAUUUACUGAAGUAAAAUGUUCGUGUCCAAAACCAUCAAUUAGAAUGGUUGGAAAUCGAAUGUUUGAAUGCGAACCUUUGCGUUAUCAAGUUCGAGUUCUACUAUUUGAUCCUCAAUGUUUAACUUAUGUUGAGCAUAUUGAAACAAUAGCAUUAGCAUGUCUACCAGUUAUUCAGGUGGUUUGCAUUUUCCCCAAAACAUAAACAAAAAAACAGGGAUGUCACGCAUUUCUGAGCGGGUCAGUUAGUAAAUUAAGAGGGAAAAAGGUCUGGUUUCGGGUCGGAUUUUGGAAAUUUCUCGACUCUGAUUUGUAAGUAGCCUGUGACAUC
Molecule: messenger RNA, 601 nt
Organism: Meloidogyne enterolobii
Lineage: Eukaryota; Metazoa; Nematoda; Chromadorea; Rhabditida; Meloidogynidae
Source: the annotation of a GenBank genome assembly